This is a messenger RNA of Aegilops tauschii subsp. strangulata, 1967 nucleotides long. The record is from RefSeq and is a predicted model, not a curated record. NCBI's taxonomy places the organism in Eukaryota, Viridiplantae, Streptophyta, Magnoliopsida, Poales, Poaceae.
UCUUGACGCCCCCUCCCCUAUACAUCUCCUGCGGCGCGCUCCACUUUUCCACGCCGCCAGCUGCUCCGUCUCUCUCCUGCGUUGCGUGCGCAGGUAAGAAAGGAAUCUGGUCAUGGAGUGGGACAUUUGCUCCGGAGAGGCGCGAGGGGAAGCCUGCCUCUCUCUCUGCGCCCCCCCUCUCUGCGAAAAGAGAGAGUACGGAGACCCAAUCUUACGUCGCCUGCGUCAUCCGGGACUGUUGGUUGAUGCGAUGCAUCCCAUCCCAUCCCAACCCCAGGAGCGAUGCAUCCGUACGCACGCGGUCACGGAUCUGCACGCCCUACGCCCUCCCUAGCCUGUUACCAGCGGUGGCAGGAUAUUACCAGAUGUGUCAGAUGCUUGUUAAAGUAUUACAUUCACGGUGCAACAAGUGAGAUCCGGUGAACAUUCAUGUGGCACUUGCAAAGCUCCAUUGGAACGAACUUCCUUACCAAACCAGAUGAGUAUUCGGUGAGUAAGAGCAUCUACAACCACACACACCAAUUUGAGCCCCCCAAACGUCGGCGGAUGUGUCCGGGUGCCAGUCAUACCGAGCAUUUGGGCUGGGUUUGCUGGGUCCGGUUGGGUGCCAUUUUCCUGUUCUGGCAGUGACCGGGCAGGCCGCCCGUACGUUUAGGGUGGUACGGGGCUCCAUUUGUAGAUGCUUUAAUGACAGCCGGCUAAAAUAUAAUAUGAAAACUUUGUCAAAACUAUAUUUGCACGGCUCCUGAAUUUUUGUCAAGUUGAUGUCAUUAUUUGCAUGUUUUUUCCAAAGAAAAACUAGCACUCAUAUAUACGAUUUGUUUAGAGUUUUUAACUUAACCAAUUUUUCUUGGAUAUGCUGAAGGCAAUGGGGAGCUAGUGGGAGCCGAGAACACUUGAUGAAAUCCUCUAAUUAGUACCACAUUGUUUAAUAGAAAUUAGUAGGGGUCUUUAUUUGGCAACUGCUUAGACUUAAUUCUUGUCAUUUGGUCCUCCAUUUUUUCUUAGUUCCGUUCAUGUGCUCCUAUGCGUUACUAGUUCAUAUUUGGCUUUGCUACUUUGUGAUGAAGUAUAUCUACAAAUUUCACUUGAGCAAUGAUGCAGAUUUCAUAUCUUUGAUACUAUCUUCAAGGGGGAAGUGCACGUGGAAGUUGAACAAAGGUUUGUCUUCGGCGCCAACAAAUGCAGCUAAAUCACCAAGCAGUUUACCGGUGCUGAGAAGUCCAUCCUUGGGCACUACAUUUGUUGCACCAUUCUCGCCUACUGUGGUCGGUAGCAUACCAAGCCGCUGUAAAAGCAGUGUACUCUCUUUGCUGAAGAAUGCUGGUUCCUCUGCUACACUGGGGUCACAGAUGAGACACCGAUUUUGUACCUUGGCUGGAGACCAGUCAGUCACAAAUUCAGGUGACGACGAUGAUAGCAAAUUUCAGCGUGGUGAUGUUCAAGCUUUGCGCAAGAGGAUUGUAGAGGAAACCAGUCAUACAACUGCUAAGGUCCUUGAUUUUCAGACUAGGUACAAGAACUAUCUUAGGCCCCAGCUUGUGUCGCGGUGUUUAAUUAGCCCUUGUCCUAUCAAUGAUCGAUGGAUGGUAUUUUUGCACUGUCAGACGUUUAAAAUUUGUGGGCAUAAUCCUAGUUAUCUGAGUUGCUUCGACAUUAUGUGUUACGAGCAUGGCUGCAAAGAUGGCGAAUGGGAGCUGUUUCUGAACCACCUACUUGACAAGAAAGUUUAUGUCAUCGAGGAUUGGGAUUCAUCAUAUUCCACGAUCGAGACCUUGAUGUAUUAUUACGGAAUUAGGCAGCUGGAUGAUGGGACUGGGGAACAAUUCUUCAAAGGAGAAUGUGACGCUUCAUUUGAUAGUGUCACUAACACAGCAAGCUUCUCUUACAUAAUCUGGAAAGAUGAUCAAAUUGUUUAUUCAGAGAACAACAGCGGAAGUCCUAACUGGCGAGCAUCCAAUCAAUAG